This is a messenger RNA of Xenopus tropicalis (tropical clawed frog), 2317 nucleotides long. It is a transcript of the gene cars2, whose product is annotated as cysteinyl-tRNA synthetase 2, mitochondrial. The coding region runs from base 522 to 2240 and encodes 572 amino acids. The record is from RefSeq and is a predicted model, not a curated record. Gene Ontology annotation, molecular function: nucleotide binding; ATP binding; cysteine-tRNA ligase activity. NCBI's taxonomy places the organism in Eukaryota, Metazoa, Chordata, Amphibia, Anura, Pipidae. The transcript is spliced from 15 exons. Gene Ontology annotation, cellular component: mitochondrion; cytoplasm. Gene Ontology annotation, biological process: cysteinyl-tRNA aminoacylation; tRNA aminoacylation for protein translation.
ACACGCACCCCCUUAAAAAAAAGACUGCUAAUGGUACUGUUGGUAAAAGGUUUGGUAAUGUUUCAUUACGAUAUGGGCAGCAGCCACUGCCAGCAUAGGAACCACAAUGACAAGCCAAUGUUGGCAGAAUCAAGGAGGCAAGUGGGAAAGUGGGCGGGCGCUUUUAGCGUCUCCUCCCACAGUUGUACUGGUCCAAAGCAAGACCUCAAGCUGCUUCAGAACUACAAUCAUCUCCAUCCAUUCAGCUGGGGACUGUAGUUCCACAGUAGCCAAAGCAUCCCAGCCAUAUAAAGAAAUGCGUAAAAGAAAAAGGGCGACACAAUAUUAUUGCAUUUGACGGCUUAGCCUUGCAGGUUUUCAGAUCUCCAGAGAUUAGGAAUGCGCGGCGCGCCUGUGCGGGGGAACGAAAGGAAGAGGCGGAGCUGCAGGUGACACAUUCAUGUCGCUGCAUGUGGAAGCUGCUACCGGGAGAGGAAGCAAUUCCGCGCUUUCUGUAGCCUCUGGCCUUUACCGGCUGAGGGAUGAACGCGUUGAUGCGGCGUGCCUGCUGCGGGGCGCUAUUCCCCCUCUCAUUCCGACUGGCCGCGCUGAGCCCUAUGAAGGGAGCUAGUAACUUUAGCUGCGGUAACGUGUGCGCCUCUCCUGCCGGAUGUUGGGCGCCACCAAGUGGACACGACACGGGGAUAAAAGUGUACAACAGCCUUACUAGGAGGAAGGAUCCACUUAUUCUGGCAGAUCCGACAGUAGCGACAUGGUAUAGCUGUGGACCUACAGUUUAUGACCAUGCACAUCUUGGACAUGCAUGUUCUUAUGUUAGAUUUGACAUAAUUCGAAGGAUUCUGCUCAAGGUUUUUGGGAUUGAUACAGUCGUGGUGAUGGUAGUCACAGACAUUGAUGAUAAGAUAAUCAAGAGAGCAAAGGAGCUCAAUAUAUCUCCUGUGGCCUUAGCUCGUACUUACGAACAGGAUUUUAAACAAGACAUGACUGCGUUGAAGGUCCUUCCACCAACAGUAUACAUGAGAGUUACUGAAAAUAUUCCACAGAUCAUAUCAUUUAUUGAACACAUAAUUGCCAAUGGAUAUGCAUAUGCUACCUCACAAGGAAAUGUUUAUUUUGAUGUUCAGUCGAUUGGAGAGCGAUAUGGGAAAUUUAAUGAUUCUUUCAGUGAUACAGCCAGCGAAUCAGCAUCACAAGAUAAAAGGCAUAUCCGAGAUUUUGCUUUGUGGAAAACAUCCAAGCCUGAGGAGCCUUACUGGGCUUCUCCUUGGGGCAAGGGAAGACCUGGCUGGCACAUAGAGUGUUCCACAAUUGCAAGUUCUGUAUUUGGCAAACAUCUAGACAUUCACACUGGUGGGAUUGACCUUGCUUUCCCUCAUCAUGAAAAUGAAAUUGCUCAGUGUGAGGCAUAUCACCAGAGCACACAGUGGGGAAACUAUUUCCUUCAUACUGGACAUUUACAUUUGAAAGGGAAUGAAGAAAAAAUGUCAAAAUCCCUGAGAAACUAUGUGACAGUUAAGGAGUUUUUAAAGUCCUUUUCCCCUGACCAGUUUAGAAUGUUUUGUCUGCGCUCAAAAUAUAAAUCAGCUGUGGAAUACAGCAACGGGUCCAUGCAUGAUGCAGUAAAUACCCUACACACCAUCUCUUCGUUUGUCGAUGAUGCAAAAGCCUAUAUGAAAGGUCAGCUGAUUUGCCAACCAGUGCAGGAGGCUUUACUCUGGCAAAGGCUGAAUGAAACAAAAGUAAAUGUUAAGGCUGCGUUUUCAGAUGACUUUGACACCCCACGAGCAGUUGAUGCAGUUAUGGACCUCAUUCACCAUGGCAACAGACAGCUUAAGGCUGUUUCCAAGGAGUCAAACUCUCCCAGGAGCUCUGUAGUUUAUGGUGCCAUGAUCUCUUACAUUGAACAAUUUCUGGAGAUAUUGGGAAUUUCCUUGAGCCAAAACCAGGUCGCUGCAGAAGAUAGACACUCGGCUGUUCUCUUUAAUGUAGUAGAAGAAAUGAUCAGUUUUAGAAGUAAGGUGCGGAAUUACGCCCUGGCUGCAGAUGAAUCACCAAAUGCAAUAGGACAAGAGGAAAAACAGCAAUACAAGGAGAGGAGAAGGCAGUUGUUACUGGAAAGGGAACCACUCCUACAGGCUUGUGACAUAAUGCGCCAACAUCUGGCUGUAUAUGGCAUAAAUGUAAAGGAUCGUGGAAAUACAUCAACAUGGGAACUACUUGACCGCAAAGAAGAAACCUAGUUUAUUCAUUCAUGUACAUUUAUUUUAUAGAUGUAAAAAUAUUAAGUGUAUAUAUUUAUUAAAAUAAGUUAAGGAAA